Molecule: messenger RNA, 1644 nt
Organism: Alternaria atra
Lineage: Eukaryota; Fungi; Ascomycota; Dothideomycetes; Pleosporales; Pleosporaceae
Exons: 4
Coding region: 1-1644 (547 amino acids)
Molecular function (GO): oxidoreductase activity, acting on paired donors, with incorporation or reduction of molecular oxygen; heme binding; iron ion binding
Source: RefSeq, a predicted model, not a curated record
AUGUCCCUCACACUUUAUGCUUUACUGGCCGCCUUGGUAGCCGUGGCUGCCUACAGCCUACGUAAUGUCGGUCGAAGGCCAGCAGACUACCCCCCAGGGCCACCUACACUGCCAAUCAUUGGAAACCUACAUCUGAUGCCAAAGGAGAAGCCGCAUCUCCAGUUCCAGAAGUGGGCUGAGGAAUAUGGACCAGUGUACUCACUCAUCCUCGGUACAAAGGUCAUGAUCGUACUGUCGUCGGAUCAAGCUGUAAAGGAUCUGCUGGAUAAGCGGAGCAGUAUCUACUCAUCACGUCCGGAUCUGUAUCUUGGUCAGAUCGCCAGUGGUGCGUCUGAAGGGGGCGGUGGAUUGCGCAUGCUUUUCAUGCCAUACGGAGACACAUGGCGCAUGAUUCGGAAAAUUGUCCACAACAACCUCAACAUCAAGGCGGCCAGGACAUACGUACCAUACCAGGAGUUGGAGAACAAGGCCAUGCUCGUCGGAUUCUUGGAGACUCCAGAUCUCUUCACUGAUCAUAUCCGUCGAUAUACCAACUCGUUGACUACGCAAAUGAUAUUUGGUUUCCGGACUACAAGCAUCGACGACCCCAAGUUGAAGCAGCUAUACUCGGGAUUUGAGAAGUUCUCAGAAGUCUCGGGCAAGACAACGGCAGCCCUUCUCGAUCUAUUUCCCGUACUCCGAGCAUUACCUGACUGGGCGCUUCCUCUGCGGAGAUAUGCGAAGAAACUCCACGAGAAGGAGCGUGAGCUGUACAUUGGCCAUUGGCUAAACGUGAAGAAAGCCAUCAAGAACGGAACUGCGAAACCAUGUUUUUGCCUCGAUUUGGUGCGCGCCCAAGACGAAGAGAACUUUUCAGAUGCGCUCGCUGGCUACGUGAGCGGUUCUUUGCUCGAGGCAGGAUCGGACACCACGGCCGCAACGCUCAUUGGUUUCGUCCAAGCAAUGAUUCUCUUCCCAGAAGUAGCUCAAAUCGCCCGCUCAGAACUCGACCGCGUUUGCGGCACCCGCUUCCCCAGUCUCGACGACUUGCCAAAUUUGCCCUACAUCCGCGGCUGCGUUAAGGAAAGCAUGCGCUGGAUGCCCACCGCCAUCCUGGGCGUCCCCCACGCAGUCAUCCGCGACGACGAAUACAUGGGCUAUAAAAUCCCCAAGAACGCAGGUGUAAUGUGGAACGUUUGGACUAUCCACAAUGACCCCAAACGGCAUCCUGAUCCCCGCCGCUUCGACCCCCAGCGCUACUCUCACGACACGCAAACUGCAGCCGAAGCAGCGAAUAACUCCGAUGCGGCGAAACGCGAUCAUUUCCUUUUUGGGGCGGGACGACGGUUGUGUCAGGGUAUGCAUAUUGCUGAGCGGUCGCUCUUCUUAGCUAUUUCGAGGCUGCUUUGGGCGUUUGAGUUUGAACCGGGGAAAAGUGAGGAUGGGGAGGUUAUGUUGCCGGAUGCUAAUGAUUUGACGGAGGGGUUUUUGGUUCAACCGAAACCGUUUUUGGCAAGUAUUGUGCCGAGGGAUGAGGAGAAGGCGAGGGUGGUUAGAGAGGAGUGGGGCAGGAUGGGUGGUUUGCUGGACGAGGAGUUGCAGUGGAAGGUCUUGCCUGAGGGGCUUAUCUGGAAAGAGUACGACAAUGCUGCGAAAACGGCAUGA